AGUAUCUUUCUUUUGGAAAGAGCAUCAGUUCACAUUCAUUGUGAUCAGCCAGUUGAAGAUACAAGAACAACUAGCAAAAUGUCUCAUGAUGGAAUGUCCAGAGAAGAAUAUGAGGAGUAUCAGAAGCAGAUGGUGGAGGAGAAGAUGGAGAGAGAUGCAGAAUUCAAUACAAAAAAGGCAGAAAGAGCUUGUCUGAGGACUUGUUUAAGAGAAAAAUAUCGACUUCCAAAGAGUGAACAGGAUGAGAUUAUGAUUCAGCAGGCCGGAGAUGACAUUGAUGUGCCAGAAGAACUGAUCAAGAUGGUGGAUGGAGAAGCGCCACAGGAGGAGGAAAAGGAGUCCAUCAUGGGUCAAAUGCAGAACCUUCAGAACAUGGAUAUGGGGCAGCUCAAAGAAAAGGCUCAGGCCACGUUUGUGGAGAUGAAAUCCAAGGCUGAGGAGAAGUGCACUGUCAUGUAAUGUGUUGAGGAAGUCAAAGUUAUCUAGUUGUCUAAUCUUGAUGACUUGCAUUUGCUUUCGCAGUGAAACUAUUAAUAGUUUCCUUUUUCUGAGAAAUAUUGAUCACACUUUAAGAGAUGAAUGUCAUUAUUCAGAAAUGGAUUUGUGAAUUUAUUCUAAGUUCUUUCAUUUGGUUUCUUGUUUUUCUUUUUAAUCAAUUAAUUGUUUUUAUUUUGUUCCUUGUUUUUCUUUUUUAAUCAAAUUGUGAUUGACCUUCUCAUCGAGUAAUCUUGAAUUACAAAGUCAGAGUUAUGACCAAUAUCUACAUGCUAAAAGAUAAUGACAUUUGAAUCAUGCACUUUAUAUUUAAAAAUAAAGGUUAUUUUUCUAAAUAUCUCUUUAAAAUCCAUAUGAAAAAGUGAUGUUUUGAGAUGUAAUGAGGUGACAGGAUUUGUAACAUAAAUGAUCAUUUAAAAUGACUAAAUACUUACAGUCACAGUGUUACAGUAUUUUCUUUACGCUAAAAUAUUUUGAAGGAGCCGUAAUAAGUUAAGUCACAUGAAAGUAAAGACUGAAAACUGUUAGAAAUGAGACAUAACCACUUGAGAUGAUACAUUUUUGCACUGCUAACAUCACCAAAUGCAAAUGCAAUAAGAAUGUGAUGAAUCUAGGAAAUAAUUACUUAUAGUUGAUUUAUAGACUGGACAUUAAUCUAUAGAUUGUAUUUUAACAUGGAAAAUAUCACACCCUUGAACUGUAACAUUCUAAUCCCACAGUCCUUAAAGGGGUACUCCACCCAAAACGACAAUUUUCUCAUCAUUUAUUCACUCUAAUGCUGUCCCAGAUGUAUAUGACUUUUUUCACAACUUUUUAGACUUUUUAACAAAGUGGAUGCUUCAAAAAGCAAACACGACAGUAAUGCAUGCAACCCCAAAUGAUGAAUCAAAGUUCUCUGAAGUUAAUCAAUACAUGUGUGAGAGAAAAAUACUAAUAUUUAUUCAUUUUUUAAACGAUAAACAAUCACUUCAGACCAGCUGUCAUCCGUGUGUUCGCUUUCAUUGUAUUUAUGCAUGAUAUAAGCUCUCUGAAGCUUGUGCGAGAACUGAUGGUCCCGUGUGCUUCCAUGCUUCUCAUGAACCUGCAUGUAACGUAUACACGACAACGUUUUCAAACGAUUCCAUUUACACAUAUCCGCGAAAACG
Molecule: messenger RNA, 1640 nt
Organism: Sinocyclocheilus grahami
Lineage: Eukaryota; Metazoa; Chordata; Actinopteri; Cypriniformes; Cyprinidae
Product: complexin-4-like
Exons: 3
Coding region: 79-459 (126 amino acids)
Biological process (GO): neurotransmitter transport; regulation of neurotransmitter secretion; synaptic vesicle exocytosis
Cellular component (GO): terminal bouton; SNARE complex
Molecular function (GO): syntaxin binding
Source: RefSeq, a predicted model, not a curated record